UUGUCGUUGACGCACGUGGUAUUCUCACCUGUUGAGUUCCUUUAAGUCAUUGGAGGUAACCGGUUCUUUUGACACCUGUAAAUCCACUGGAUUGAUUAAAUAUCCAUAAAGUUAAUUUUCUAUGACAUAAUUCGAUAAGACGUUAUAUCAAGAAUGGAAGGACACAUCAUUUUAGUCAUCGGAGGUGGAGGCAGAGAGCAUGCGAUAUGUUGGAAACUGUCGGAGUCUGAAAAAGUACACAAAAUUUUUGUUUCUCCUGGAAACUGUGGGAUAGCACGAGUUGAUAAGGUUUCUUUGGUACAGUUGAACAUCAAAGAUAAUAAGGAAAUCGUGAAGUGGAGCAAAGAAAAUAAUGUGAGUUUAGUGGUAGUGGGACCCGAGGAUUAUCUGGCUAGUGGAUUGGCAGAUGAGAUGGCAAAAAAUGGUAUUUCGUGUUUUGGCCCUCGGACAGAUGCAGCUAGAAUUGAAACGAACAAGGAUUGGGCGAAACGUUUCAUGGAUCGACAUAAUAUUCCGACUGCAAGGUGGAAAGGUUUCACCAAUGCGGAUGAUGCAAAAAAAUUUGUGAAAGAAUCUCAAUUUGAUGCCCUAGUAGUAAAGGCGUCAGGACUAGCUGCAGGGAAAGGCGUAGUGGUUGCUGCGAAUAAGAGUGAAGCAUGCCAGGCAAUCGACGAGGUAUUAACUCACAAGAAAUUUGGUUCCGCUGGAGAAGUAGUCAUCGUCGAAGAACUUCUGGAGGGUGAAGAAGUGUCCGUACUGGCGUUCACAGACGGUCAUACCGUUGUGCACAUGAUACCAGCACAGGAUCACAAAAGAAUAUUUGACGGGGACACUGGACCUAAUACUGGAGGAAUGGGAGCUUAUUGUCCUUGUCCUUUAUUAACCGAAGAAGAAUGUCAACUAGUCAAGUCCAACAUCUUGCAGAAAGCAGUUGAUGGAUUAAGAAACGAGAAUAUUCCUUUUGUGGGAGUAUUGUAUGCUGGUUUAAUGCUAACUCGCGACGGCCCUAAAGUGUUGGAAUUCAACUGCAGAUUUGGAGAUCCAGAGACACAAGUCAUUUUACCACUUCUUCAGUCUGAUCUUUUUGUUGUUAUGCAGUCGUGUUGCAAUGGUACUCUGACUGAGUCUCAAGUAGGAUGGAAAAAGGGUGUCUUUGCAGCAGGAGUUAUUAUAGCCUCUCGUAAUUAUCCUGAAUCUUCUUCGAAAGGACAGCCGAUAAAAGGUAUUGAUGAAGUAAGUCACUGGCAGAAUCAUUACGUCUUCCACAGUGGCACGUCACUAUCAUCCAGUGGAGAAUUUGUAACGAAUGGUGGAAGAGUUCUGAUCACUGUGUGUCUGGCACCUUCGUUGGCUGCCGCAGCAGGUAAAGCUACGGCAGCAGCCAAAUAUAUUUCAUUUGAAGGAAUGCAAUUUAGAAAAGACAUCGCACAUAAGGGGAUCUGUAGGUCGAUCUUACAGAGUGGCUCAUUGACGUAUAAGUGCAGUGGAGUUGACAUCGAAGCUGGUGAUUCUGUGGUGUCUUUUAUUAAACCAGCAGUUGCUUUGACUAAACGUCCUGGCUCGGUGGGUAGCAUUGGAGGUUUCGGUGGGUUAUUUGACAUUAAAGCUGCUGGAUACACUGAUCCAUUUAUGGUGUCUGGAACGGAUGGCGUUGGCACUAAGUUAAAGAUUGCAAUAGAAUGUAAUUCCCAUGACUCCGUGGGCAUCGACUUGGUUGCAAUGUGUGUCAAUGAUGUCUUGGCACACGGAGCUGAACCAUUAUUCUUCCUUGACUAUUUUGCUUGUGGAAGACUCGAUGUUAGAGUAGCUGUCAAAGUGAUCGAAGGUGUAUCGGAGGGCUGCCGAAGAGCAGGUUGUGCUCUGGUUGGUGGAGAAACUGCAGAGAUGCCAGACAUGUACCCCGAUGGAGAGUACGACUUGGCUGGUUUUGCCGUCGGAGCAGUCGAGAGGAAAGAUUUACUUCCUCUUAUUUCUGACAUAACUGUAGGAGACGUUGUCAUUGGAAUUCCAUCUAGUGGAAUUCACAGCAAUGGAUUUAGUUUGGUUCGAAAAAUCUUGAAGAUGGCCAACAAAUCAUACUCAGACAUCGCACCAUUCGAUUUGGAAGGAAGGACUAUAGGAAAGGUCUUGUUGGAGCCUACAAAAAUCUACACCAAAGCAGUGCUUCCGGUGUUGAAGUCUCAUCUAGUGAAAGCAUUCGCACAUAUCACAGGUGGGGGUCUCGUUGAAAAUAUUCCUAGGGUUUUGCCAAAAGGGGUCGGAGUUGUUCUCGAUGCAACCAAGUGGAACAUUCUCCCAGUCUUCAGUUGGUUAGCUACUCUCGGUGGUGUAAGUGAAUCUGAAAUGUUACGAACAUUUAACUGUGGCAUCGGUGCUGUCGUCAUAUGUUCUCCAGAACACCAAAAAGAGGUUCUCGAUAAACUUCGUUGCGAAAAUGCCGUUCUUAUGGGAUCAGUGAGGCCUUUAGAAGGUGACAAGCAAAUUGUUAAAGUGCAGCAUUUUGAAAAAGCGGUCGAAUCCGAAAUGCGCAGGCACGUGCCAUCUCUGGUAUCGAAUCUGUCAAAACCUCUGAAGAAGGUGGGUGUUUUAAUAUCAGGGAGUGGAACCAAUCUCCAAGCAUUAAUUAAUGCUACGCAAGAUCCGACCCAGCACAUCGGAGCUGAAAUUGUUUUAGUUAUCUCGAAUAAACCCAAAGUAAAAGGGUUGACGAGAGCUGAAACAGCUGGCAUCAGAACAAAGGUAAUGAAGCACACUGAUUAUUCAAGCAGAGAAUCUUUCGAUUUAGCAAUGGAUGCUGAAUUAAGAUCUGCCGGGGUAGAAAUAGUGUGUCUCGCAGGUUUUAUGCGUUUGCUUUCCGUGGAGUUUGUUAAACGAUGGAAAGGAGCUUUACUGAAUAUACAUCCAUCUUUAUUACCAUCCUUUAAAGGAAGUCAUGCACACAAUGACGUCUUGGCUUCCGGUGUUCGAAUAACAGGCUGUACAGUACACUUUGUCGAGGUCGAGAUGGAUUCUGGAGCGAUCGUAGAACAACAAUCCGUUCCUGUGCUGCCAAAUGAUACCGUUGAAACAUUGCAAGAACGAGUCAAGUCGGUUGAACACCUGGCGUUUCCAAAAGCACUGAAAUUGUUAGCUACGGGUAAAAUACGGCUAAACGAAAGUGGUUCGAUCGAAUGGAAUAUUUAGGUUGAUUAUUUCACUUCGAAGAGAAUAUACUUACAUGGUAUUCCUUACACUCAAACCUAUUCUGAUCCUCUAAGGAUGGCACCGACCCGCGAAUAGGAUAGAAUACAAUAGAAUCCCUUCCAGCCGUUAAAUUGUAAUUUCGUCCUAGUAAACAGAUUUUUAAAAAGCCA
This is a messenger RNA of Orussus abietinus, 3353 nucleotides long. RefSeq names its product trifunctional purine biosynthetic protein adenosine-3 (gene Gart). Gene Ontology annotation, biological process: 'de novo' IMP biosynthetic process; adenine biosynthetic process. The transcript has 16 exons. The coding region runs from base 154 to 3183 and encodes 1009 amino acids. Gene Ontology annotation, molecular function: phosphoribosylglycinamide formyltransferase activity; phosphoribosylamine-glycine ligase activity; ATP binding. Gene Ontology annotation, cellular component: cytosol. Lineage: Eukaryota; Metazoa; Arthropoda; Insecta; Hymenoptera; Orussidae. The record is from RefSeq and is a predicted model, not a curated record.